GUGGAAAACUAAUCACUGCUCAUGUAAACGUGGUCAUGGGCGAGAAAGGUAAGAAAGGUAAUGCUGCCCUCCACAGGUCAAUGUUCUUCAGUGCAGCACUCGUCCUUUUCUAAUACCUUCUCAUUUUUCUGUGUGUCGAACAAAACCCCUGUCAUCAAAGCCGUGUCACCUGGCAUCAAAGUCAAAGUCAUCUGUGCCGUUUGGGCAAUAAAGGACAUUAAAGGAUCAAAGGCCAGGGACUAUACAUAUUUCAGAGCCAGUCAUUUGGACAGAAGACACAAGUUCUUCAGUCUGGACACCAACAGUUUCACUGGUUCAGACACAAUGACACCAUGGAGAUAAUGACCUCCACAAUCCAGGAGACAAUGAAAAAAUGGCCGACAUGUAGAAACGAGCCAAAUCUCACAAAGACUGAAAGGUCGAAGGAGGUUGAAGGAACUGAGGAACCCAGGACGAACAGGACUUCCACGCAGGAUGAAGGGACAACCUCCAUCUUUUUCAGAACCAGCUACGUGGACUUUGUGACCAAAUACAAGUCAUUUUACAUGCUUGGACAAGGAGGUUUUGGUUCUGUCUUUGCUGGGAGAAGACUUGCUGAUAAACUUCCAGUGGCGAUCAAACGCAUCCCACAAUCAUGCGUGAAGAUGCACCCAGUGAUAUUAAAUGAAAGGAGAUACAGGAUCCCCCUCGAGGUGCUGAUGAUGGUGAAAGCGGGUGGUGCACCAGAGUUGGUGGGUCAGUCUGCAGCUGUGUCCAUAUUGAACUGGUAUGAUCUGGAACAUGAGGUUGUUCUGGUCAUGGAGAGACCAGUCACCGCAGUGGACCUGUUACAGUAUCUCAAGAGCAAUGGUCCACUGGGUGAGGACAUGGCGAAGAUCAUCUUGAAGCAGCUGGUGGAGGCAGCCAUCCAGAUGCAUGCAGCGCGAGUCUUCCACCGCGACAUCAAAGCCGAAAACAUCCUCAUCGAAAAUCGCAGCCAUGGCCCCCGAGUGAGAGUCAUCGAUUUUGGAUGUGCUCGCAUUUUCAGAGAUUUAAAAUCCUCUUACAGCGGCUUCUCAGGAACUCCUGCAUAUGCUCCUCCUGAGUUCUUCAGAGACGGGACAUACAAGGCUGGACCCACCACCGUGUGGCAGUUGGCGGCGCUGCUCUAUGAAACGCUGCACGGAUUCUCAAACUUCAGCACAGAAGCUUUCAUUCACCAGGAAAUCAGAGUCAGCUAUUGUCUGUCGAGACACUGCCAGGAAUUCCUGGAGAUGUGUUUGAAUCUGGAGCCCGAGAAUCGAGCGACUCUGGAGCAAAUGAAGCGGCACCCGUGGCUCACAGACACAGCUGCUACCUCCACGACCCCACCUCCAAACUGCUUCACCACCUGCUGCUUCCCUUUGUAACCCUUUGUUACCAAGUUUCCCAAAAAUAUGAAUAAAUUGUAUUUUAUGUAAAAAAAAAA
Molecule: messenger RNA, 1447 nt
Organism: Solea solea (common sole)
Lineage: Eukaryota; Metazoa; Chordata; Actinopteri; Pleuronectiformes; Soleidae
Product: serine/threonine-protein kinase pim-1-like
Exons: 1
Coding region: 333-1388 (351 amino acids)
Biological process (GO): regulation of mitotic cell cycle; protein autophosphorylation; negative regulation of apoptotic process
Cellular component (GO): cytoplasm
Molecular function (GO): ATP binding; protein serine/threonine kinase activity
Source: RefSeq, a predicted model, not a curated record